AUGGACCCCAAUCUCUCCAUUCCCCUGGAAGUAUCUGCAAUGAUGGACCAUGAGAAAGAUGAUACUGCCUCAUUUGCUCUGCGGAUCUUCUCCAUGGUGUUGAUGGCCAUUACCUUUGUCCUCGGCAUCGUUGGCAAUGGGCUCGUGAUCUGGGUGUUGGGGUUCCGGAUGCAUCGCACUGUUACCACCGUCUGCUAUCAGAACCUAGCUUUGGCUGACUUCUCAUUAUCGGCCACUAUGCCAUUCAUCAUCGCCUCAAUGGCCACAAGAGGUAAAUGGCCUUGCGAUUUGUACCUGUGCAAGAUCAUUUACAUCGUGAUUUACUUCAACAUUUUCAGCAGUGUCUUUCUCAUCAUGUUCAUUGCUCUGGACCGCUACAUUUGCAUUGUGCAUCCCGUGUGGGCCCAGAACCAUCGAACGGUCAAGCUGGCUACUAAAAUGAUUUUGGGGCCCUGGAUUCUUGCCUUCAUCCUGACUGUGCCCAUUAUUAUUAGCUUCAAUACUGCAAAGAAGAAUUUAAACGAAUGUUAUAAAUGUUUUCUCAGCUUUGCGCUCUUUGAGGCCAAAACCCAUGAGGAGUUGAAGUUAUACUUUGGGGAUCUAAUAGUCAGAGGCAGCAUCUGGUUAAUCCUUGGCUUCAUCUUGCCCAUGUUCAUAGUCCCCAUUUGCUAUUGCCUCAUUGCAGCCAAGAUCUCUCAGACCAACGCAAUCCGAUCCAACCGGUCCCUAUGGCUGCUCACUACUAUUGUGGCUUCUAUCUUCAUCUGUUGGUUCCCUUUUCAGCUGGUUGAACUCCUGAGAAUGAUCUGGAUCACGCAGCAUUUGAAUCCUCGCAGCUGCGAGACACUCAAACUUCUGGUCCUACUCACGAGUGCGUUGGCCUUCUUCAACAGUUGUCUCAACCCCAUAAUCUAUGUGUUCAUGGGCCGAGACUUCCGCCAGAGCCUGAUUCAUUCUCUUCCUGCCAGUCUGGAGAAGGCCCUGAGUGAGGACCCAGGACCAAACCCAGAAUCCUCGACCAAGCCUGAUUUAUAG
Messenger RNA from Suncus etruscus (white-toothed pygmy shrew), 1035 nucleotides. RefSeq names its product formyl peptide receptor 2 (gene FPR2). Gene Ontology annotation, biological process: complement receptor mediated signaling pathway; inflammatory response; phospholipase C-activating G protein-coupled receptor signaling pathway. NCBI's taxonomy places the organism in Eukaryota, Metazoa, Chordata, Mammalia, Eulipotyphla, Soricidae. The record is from RefSeq and is a predicted model, not a curated record. The transcript has a single exon. Gene Ontology annotation, molecular function: N-formyl peptide receptor activity; complement receptor activity. The coding region runs from base 1 to 1035 and encodes 344 amino acids. Gene Ontology annotation, cellular component: plasma membrane.